CUUCACUAUCCAUCGUCACCUCCCUCCCUCCCUUCUUCCCCAGCCUCUCAUCCUAUCCAAGAAACCCGAAAAUUCCAGACAAAGGAGCGCGCGGCAGCAGCAGCCAUUAGCGCUUUCUAGCUAGCCGAAGGCCACAGCCAUGGCCGCCCCCGCCACGGCCUCCCUGCUGAGCACCCUGCUCCAGCUCCCCCUGGCCCCGUUCUCGGGGAAGAGCUCGCCGCCGUCGGUGGUGCACGUGGCCCGGCGGGCGCCGACGGCGUUGGUGGCCGCGAAGGGGUACAAUGUGCAGAUCCUGGUGGACGAGAACGAGGGGGAGGAGUCCAUCUUCCGGCGAUUCCGGCGGGAGGUGAUGCGGGCCGGCUUGCUGCAGGAGAUCAAGCGCCGGCGGAGGUAUGAGAGCAAGAAGGACGAGAAAAAGCGCAAGGCACGCGAGGCCGGCCGCCGCAACCGCCGCAGGCGUAUGAUGGACGAGCCAAGGUUCCAGGAAGAAGAUGCAGGGGCAGCCGCAAGGGCUCGGGACGAGGACGAUGACAACUGGGAGAUUGACGGCAUCCUGUGAAACAACGGAGUUCAUAAGUUCAUAACCGUCCCGAUACACAGUUGCGACGAUUUGAGUUCUUUUUGGCCUGCAAAGCACAAACUAUAUUGGCAGUGUUCCUUUCCGCUUCAAUUGUACGAUUGGAAUGUAUGACAAAUAUUAGCUAAUGCAGCAUCCUUUCCUUUCA
Messenger RNA from Phragmites australis (common reed), 725 nucleotides. Its product is annotated as small ribosomal subunit protein bS21c-like. The transcript is spliced from 2 exons. Gene Ontology annotation, biological process: translation. Lineage: Eukaryota; Viridiplantae; Streptophyta; Magnoliopsida; Poales; Poaceae. The record is from RefSeq and is a predicted model, not a curated record. Gene Ontology annotation, molecular function: structural constituent of ribosome. Gene Ontology annotation, cellular component: ribosome. The coding region runs from base 140 to 559 and encodes 139 amino acids.